Messenger RNA from Fusarium pseudograminearum CS3096, 825 nucleotides. RefSeq lists its product as uncharacterized. Gene Ontology annotation, biological process: fatty acid beta-oxidation. Gene Ontology annotation, molecular function: enoyl-CoA hydratase activity. The record is from RefSeq and is a predicted model, not a curated record. Gene Ontology annotation, cellular component: mitochondrion. Bases 1 to 825 code for a protein of 274 amino acids. Lineage: Eukaryota; Fungi; Ascomycota; Sordariomycetes; Hypocreales; Nectriaceae. The transcript has a single exon.
AUGACAAAGACACUUACACCCCCAGAGGUUCCCAAUGUGGUCCUCUCAUACCCCGAGCCUCAUAUUCUUCUUGUUAGGCUCAAUCGGCCGGAGCAUCUCAAUGCGAUGCCGCGACAGAUGAGCUUUGAUCUUGAUCGUCUCUGGAAAUGGUACGACAACGAGCCCUCACUACGAUGCGCCGUCAUCACAGGCACUGGCCGAGCAUUCUGUGCGGGAGCAGACUUGAAAGAAUGGAACGUCAAGAACAGCGAAAGCAGCACGACCAACCUGGACAAAUGGGCAGACAACGGUUUCGGAGGUCUGAGUAACCGGCGAGGCAAGAAGCCCGUCAUCGCGGCAGUCAAUGGUCUCUGCCUAGGUGGUGGAAUGGAAAUGAUACUCAACCUCGACAUGGUCAUCGCAAGCGAAACAGCCAAGUUUGGCCUGCCCGAAGUGAAGCGCGGCGUCGUAGCCAUCGCCGGCGCGCUGCCACGACUGAUUCGUACCGUGGGACGUCAACGAGCAUCCGAGAUUGCACUGCUGGGACGCAUGUACACCGCAGAGCAGUUCCUAAGCUGGGGUGUUGUGAACAAGGUUGUCAAGCUGGAGGAUGUUGUCUCCGAGGCGCUGAGAUGGGCGGUGGAAAUGUCUAACAAUUCCCCCGAUUCGGUUAUCGUGUCGCGCGAGGGGUUGCUGGGUGGGUGGGAAGCAGAAGGGCCCAAGGACAGCACCAACAGGAUUGAGCAUGGGGUAUAUAAGACAAUGGAAGGCGGUGACAACAUGAAGGAGGGUGUCUUGAGUUUUGUCGAGAAGAGGAGCGCUGUCUGGAAGAACAGCAAGCUGUAG